AAGCCGCGCACAGACAUAGUAACGAACCCGUACCCUGCGGACAUCUCCCUCUCGAUCGGAAGGUAAAUUUGUGCAGUUAGUGAAGCUCCCUCCGGACCGGAAGAUCCAAUCAGCGUAGUUUGGGUUUGCGACUAGUAAACAAAAUUAAGUGCGGUCUGGCUGUGCCCUUUCGAAAGCAAAAGUGUCCACAAAUCGGUUUCGGUGCGUCCGUGUGUACUUUUUGGUGAGUGAACUGUCAUUUACCGGUGGUCGUGUUGUUGAAAUUGAAGCAAGUCUGUUGCGCAAGGUUCUAUCCAUUUCGACUGUGAUUACGGUACGAGAUCGGACUUCCGCGAGUACCGCUCAGUGAGUACGUGAUAACGGCCGAAUAGUUUGGCUAGACGUAAUCGGUGUUUUUUGUGUAAUUCUCCAAUCGAAUCGGGUGUUUGGUGUACGAAAGCAACAACAGCAAAAGCAGCCAUACCAUGUGGAAGUCCAUUGUCAGCGUGCUUAUGCUAACCGUGCUGGUUGCGGCGCAGGAUGGUCCUCCUUCAUAUGUCAUGCAGUGCAAACGAUCGGAUCCGGAGCUAAUCUCAUGUCUGAAAGGUUCUCUGCAUCAUUUGCGGCCAUACCUUGCGAUGGGAAUACCUGACAUCAAGCUCCCACCCGUCGAGCCAUUUGUUAUGGACCAGUUGUCUCUUCAGCUGACCGGAGGACCCCAAGGUUACAGGAUAAACUUGAAAAACAUGGAAGUGUUCGGCGCCAGUAAUUUCACCGUCAAAACAAUCAAACUGAGCGAAGGCGACAAGCCGUUCGAGGCGAGACUAAGUAUUCCGAAGCUAGUGAUCCAUGCAAAGUACACCUCCAGUGGAGUGCUGAUUAUCAUUCCAGCCAGCGGUUCGGGCGAUUUCGAUGCCGUUUUCGACGGAGUCACCGCCGAUGUCAAGGGCCGUGUGUCAUUCAACGAGAAGCCAACCGGUACCCACAUGCGGGUGGAAACUCUUGACCUGAACCUGGCAAUCAAGAAGCCCCGGCUGAGCGUUUCGAAGAUCUUCAACAACAACAGAAUCCUGACGGAAGCCACCAAUUUGUUUCUGAAGGAAAAUGGUAACGAAGUGCUGCGAGCUCUGCAACCCCAGCUGCAGAAGAAACUAUCGGCCGAAUUCGCUGGAAUCUCCAACCAGCUGAUGGAGAACGUUCCCCUCAACUAUUUCCUCGUUGAUUAGAUGCUUUGUGAUGUCCAAUUUGGCUAUAUAUUUUCUAUUUGAUUCUUGUUAGUUAAUUGUAUCUUGCCUGUACCUAAACUUACCUGUGAAAUUUGUGUAACAGUUAAGGGAAACUCGUUGAUGGAAUUUUUUCCUUAUGGGAAACUAAUUGAAUGAAGCGUACAUUGUUAAAUAAAUGUAAAUGAAAUACUUGUUAGGAAUACAGAAGUAUCAUGAUGAGGGAACCUGCUCUUUGGUAGUAUCUAGUAAGAACAAAAUGGGAAUUGUGCAUUGUAGAUAAUCGCAUGAAAGUUUACAAGAAUAAGUUGUUAAAAAUUAACGUCGUGCAUCAAACAAUAUUUCGUACUAGUAAUUUGAAGAAUUUUUAUGCACCUCGAAUUGUGAUCAUAUGCAAUGAUAAAGAAAAACAUAGUUGACAAAAAACAAUCAAAAUCCGCCGUGAUGGUAACAUGUGUGUACGAGUUAUUACGGGUACACCUUUUAUUGUAUAAAUAAAUAAUUUGUGAUAUAAACAA
Messenger RNA from Topomyia yanbarensis, 1720 nucleotides. RefSeq lists its product as uncharacterized. Bases 465 to 1205 code for a protein of 246 amino acids. The transcript has 6 exons. The record is from RefSeq and is a predicted model, not a curated record. NCBI's taxonomy places the organism in Eukaryota, Metazoa, Arthropoda, Insecta, Diptera, Culicidae.